GCAACCAACACUUCGACCCAGGCCAUGCCUAACUCCGCACAUGCGCACUCGACACCCAACCUCUCACAGACCUAGAAAUGACGCAGCGAAUCAGUCCAACACCACGUUUACAAUCAAAAAUAGCCUAAAACUGCCCACAAAAAAGAACAUAAAUCAAUUUUAAAUCCUUUAAACAUUGUUAAACAAUACAGAUCAGUACGCGAAUAGGAAACACGCACGCGCGGUCGACUGUCAAAACAAACCAGUGCUUUUGCGAUGUAAACAUGAACGAACAUAAGAUCCUACUUUUAAUCCUCGCUCUGACUAUCUACUGUUUGUACAGUGUUCAUAUGUGGUUUAUGAAAGAAAAUGCAGAAGACACGGACACAAAAAUACCAGAUGUGAUCCAGCCGGCCGCACGAGAAGUGAUUCUUAAAAAUAACACAGAAAUAAAAGAAAAAAAAGUUAAGAAGAAAGCUAUUCCGCUUUUUUUAAAAGAUGCUUGUAGUGUAUUGGAAAUAUUUACUGCAAAACCCGCAACAAAAAAACGCAAACAGAAGAAAUUCGAAAAUAUGGAUAGCAGUAACAAUACCAUAACAGUGAUAGGUAUCACGGUUUUUCUAGUGAUAUUAGUGAUCAAUGCUGUACUGGACGUGCUGAAAGUUAAAGAGGAAGAAAGAGCUAGACUGAAAUUAAACCCAGAUGGUGAAAGAAGGCAAUCCUUGGCGGAGUUUGCUAACAAGAAGUCAUUGCGUCGGGAAUCUAGCAAGUUUGGUCUCCAACUGUUUCAAAUUGCUGAAUCGUUUAUGUCUGGUAAUGAAGAAAAUAAAAAUCGUCGUGAAAUUAGACCUUAUACCAGAGGAGAAUCUACUACAUCAUAUUUUAGUGAAAAGAAGACUUCCGAAGGAUCUGCACCGGCGUCAAUUGGAGAAACUUCAUCGGAACCUAAGCUAGUGAAAAGGCAAUCAGUUUCAAAACUUCUAGAUAAUAAACUCCAAUGGCUACCUCAAAGACCUGUCUACAACUAUCAUCACUGUGAAUUACGAUUUUGGAGAAACAUCGACUUGAAAGUCAUACCAUAUUCGCUGUGGUAUCACAUGUUUCGUGAUCAAAUGACAAGAAGUCUUAAUAUUGGGUGCCUGAAAUUUCCUGUAAGCUUGAAAAGUACACUAAACAAUAAUUGUUGUCGCUUAAAACUAAGCCAAGGAUCACGAGAAUGGGACUUAGAUAUUGACUGUCCAAAUAAAUACGAAAAUAUUCAAGGAAACGUAUUUCACUCACCUCCGAGCCUUUUCGAAUUAUGUAAAAGACAAUUUUACAAAAGUAUUAAUGAUGCUGCUGAAAAAUUGACAAAAUAUAAUAAAGACAAUAUAGAAAGAAAUCUAUCGUAUAGGAUAAAUUACUAUAGUGAUAAUUUUGAGAUUUUAGAGAGAAAUUUUGAAGAAUUCAAUUUACUGAAUGAUGAUGCAAAUGUCUACGAUGAAAAUGGAAAUAAUUGUGAUUUGAAGCACACAUUAAAAAGCGUAAACGACAUCAGUAAGAGGAUUAAAAGAGAUAAAAGAGACUAUUAUGUCCCAACAGAUGUUGUUCAAAAGUAUUUCAAUUUUCUCCCUGUUUUCAUAAAGUCAGAUCUCUGUAAUGGACCAAUAUCGAGAUGCGAAAAUGUUGUAUGUAAAAGACCAAUAUUUGAUUAUGUGCAUUACGAAUUUUGUCUUGGGAAAAUAAUUUUGAUCGACAAUUCAGAGGAAAUACUGCUCAGUGCUGCGUUCUGCUCAAAGCAGUGCGCGAUCAAGUGGAAAGCUGGUAAGACCGUUAUAGCGUGGAAUUUAAUUGUUAAAUGAAGCCGUUUUACUGCACUAGAAAUGUAAUUUUGUUUAAAUAUAUUAU
Messenger RNA from Amyelois transitella, 1866 nucleotides. RefSeq lists its product as uncharacterized. Gene Ontology annotation, molecular function: protein binding. The record is from RefSeq and is a predicted model, not a curated record. The transcript has 4 exons. Bases 264 to 1820 code for a protein of 518 amino acids. Lineage: Eukaryota; Metazoa; Arthropoda; Insecta; Lepidoptera; Pyralidae.